This is a messenger RNA of Paramecium octaurelia, 1254 nucleotides long. NCBI's taxonomy places the organism in Eukaryota, Ciliophora, Oligohymenophorea, Peniculida, Parameciidae. The record is from the annotation of a GenBank genome assembly.
AUGUCAGAUCAAUGCACCAAGGGCACUAAUUGGGGUGUGGUUUCCAUUGAUGAUAAAAAUUUAUGCAUGAAAUAUAAUCAGAGCAACAUAAUCAAAUUACCAUUGAAAAAAGUUGUGAAUUCGAACACUUAGAAGAAUGAUAUCGUCCUGUAAUUGAGUACAGAUGAUUAUGGAGAAAAGUAUAUAUAUAAUCAUAAUCUCUUAGUGAUGACAUGUUAUGCGAAGUCAGAUUUUUCAUUCCUCCUCAAGAGUAGGUAAGUUACUUGAAAUAAAUUAGAAAUUGAAACAAGAAAAGGACAAGAAAAAAUAAGAAAAUGAGGAAAAUUAAAAUAGCAUGGAGGAAGAGGAUGAAGGAGCAGAUGAAGAUGCUGANUAGUUCCUUGUUUAAUAAAAUUUCCAGCUUUUUUUAAUUAUCCAGAAACCAAGACAAAAAUUUAUAAGAUACAUAAAUUUUCUAUAUUAGAGAAACCGAUACUUGCCUAUCAUGAAGUUUAUUAUUCUGAAAUUCAAUAAUUUGAAAGAGAUAUUGAAUAAAACGUAUAUGUUAUUUUAUUCAAUUUAGAAACAAGAUGGCAAUUUUGAUAUAAAAUAACAUUGUUUUACUGAGUAAUAGUUAGAAAAGGCUCUAGAUUGGAUGAUUUAUUAAAUUAUUAGAUUUAAAAGUUUUAGUUAUGAAUCCCUAUUUAAAUCAAUAGAGUUGAUUUAUUAAUAUUUAAGUAAGUCAUAGCAGGUGGAAUUUAAGGAUUUAGAAUUAAUAAGCGGGUGCUGCAUUUAUUUAUCAUCAAAAACAGUUGAUUUAAAUCCAAUAUAUAUUGAUGAUUUAAUUAAUGAAGUAAAAUUGAAGUUAAUAUUUAGGUGUUAGAAUGCAGAUUUGACUAUUAAGAAGUUUUGAGAUAAGAGAAAUUAAUUUGCUAAGCACUUAAUUACAAUUUGCUUUGCAUUUGUUCAUUAUAAAUAGUUUAUCGAAUUAUGCAGGAAAUUAGUUCUAAAAUGGAGUAGAUGUAUGAUUCUGGAAAGAUUGAGAAUUUAAGGAAAUAAAUUUUGGAUAAUUUAUUAUUGAUGGAAUUUGGGAAAAAAUUUCGUUAGAUUUCUAAAGGCAAUCGGGCAGUUAGUUGCAUUUUAUUAACAAUGAUUGAAAAUAAGAUAGAUAAAAGUGUUGUAAUAAUUACAUUAUUAUUUAACGUGUUAAGCUGUUUUGGAGAGUGUAAAUCAUUUAGAAAUGAACAUAAAUUGGAUAGAGAGGAAUGUAAUUGA